Archocentrus centrarchus (flier cichlid) is the source of this 4254-nucleotide messenger RNA. It is a transcript of the gene ddx6, whose product is annotated as DEAD (Asp-Glu-Ala-Asp) box helicase 6. The record is from RefSeq and is a predicted model, not a curated record. NCBI's taxonomy places the organism in Eukaryota, Metazoa, Chordata, Actinopteri, Cichliformes, Cichlidae. The transcript has 14 exons. Gene Ontology annotation, molecular function: ATP binding; nucleic acid binding; RNA helicase activity. The coding region runs from base 562 to 2010 and encodes 482 amino acids.
AGGAGGAACGUUUGAGCAGCUCAGGUCGCUGAUUUGAAAUGAAAUCAGCUGAUCCGCCGGAUGGGGGCGGGUUCAAAUACGAGUGGAAGCCAUCUUGGACGUUUGCUUGGCUCGUUGGUAGUCAGCUAAAGAUCGCUCACAAACACCGUAUACGAAACCGGCUAUUUCAAUAGUUCAAGGGUUGGACAGCCCGAGGAAGGACACAGCGGCCCAGUUUAGCUAAUCAAGAUGGCUAGCUAAACAGUCGGCCAGUGCUUGAACGCUAGCGAAGCCCUCCUGGUGUUAUUUUCCAGAUAACUUUGACAGAAUAAAUCUAUGCUAAACCCUAAUUUAAUUUCCAUGCAUAGAAGUCUUACACAAGUUGAGAGGAGGAAUUUGUUUCUGGACACUUGAUGUCCCAAAAAAUAUUGAGAAGAAAAGGAUUUACUAUUUACCUUUAGUUAAUAAAGUUAAAAAAAAUAAAAGGCGAGGGCAGUUUUUACGUUUGGAGUGGACUCACUUCAUCUGGAAACUGUUAAAGGUUUCAUUGCUAUUGGAAUAGAAAAGCUAGGCCAAGUCAACAUGAGCACCGCCAGGACAGAGAACCCAGUGAUUUUGGGCUUGCCCAACCAGAACGGGCAGCUCAGAGGCUCGGUGAAGCCUGCUGGAGCACCAGGUGGAGGUGGAGGAGGGCCUCAACAGCAGCAGCUUAACCAGAUGAAAGGCACAAUCAACAAUGGAAACUCCCAGCCAGCCCCGACGACAAACGCUGUCAUCAAGCCUGGAGAUGACUGGAAGAAAAAUUUAAAAUUACCCCCAAAGGACAUGAGGAUGAAAACUUCGGAUGUGACUGCAACUAAAGGCAAUGAGUUUGAAGAUUAUUGCCUAAAGAGGGAGCUUCUUAUGGGAAUCUUUGAGAUGGGCUGGGAAAAGCCCUCUCCAAUCCAGGAGGAAAGCAUCCCCAUUGCACUGUCAGGAAGGGAUAUUUUGGCCAGAGCCAAGAAUGGCACGGGAAAGAGUGGAGCCUACCUCAUUCCCUUACUUGAACGCAUUGACCUGAAGAAGGACUGCAUACAAGCUUUGGUCAUAGUGCCCACCAGAGAACUGGCUCUGCAAGUAAGCCAAAUAUGUAUCCAGGUCAGCAAACACAUGGGUGGUGUGAAGGUCAUGGCAACCACAGGUGGAACCAAUCUCCGUGAUGACAUCAUGAGACUUGAUGAAACGGUACAUGUGGUCAUUGCCACACCUGGGAGGAUUUUAGACCUCAUCAAGAAAGGAGUGGCCAAAGUUGGUCAAGUGCAGAUGAUUGUUCUCGAUGAAGCUGACAAACUCCUGUCUCAGGACUUUGUGGUCAUGAUGGAGGAGAUCCUGGGCUUCCUGCCCAAGCAGAGGCAGAUCUUGCUUUAUUCUGCAACCUUCCCCCUCAGCGUGCAGAAGUUCAUGAAUGCUCACUUGCAGAAACCCUAUGAAAUCAACCUAAUGGAGGAGCUUACACUGAAGGGUGUGACUCAGUAUUAUGCUUAUGUAACUGAAAGGCAAAAAGUCCAUUGCCUUAACACCUUGUUUUCCAGGCUCCAGAUCAACCAGUCCAUAAUCUUCUGCAACUCAUCUCAGAGGGUGGAGCUCCUUGCCAAGAAGAUCUCCCAGCUUGGUUAUUCAUGUUUCUACAUUCAUGCAAAGAUGAGACAGGAGCAUCGUAACCGCGUGUUCCACGACUUCAGAAAUGGCCUCUGCCGGAAUCUAGUCUGCACUGACCUCUUCACAAGAGGAAUUGACAUUCAAGCUGUGAAUGUUGUGAUCAACUUUGAUUUUCCUAAGCUGGGAGAAACGUACCUUCAUCGCAUCGGUAGAUCCGGCCGCUUUGGACACCUGGGUCUAGCCAUCAACCUCAUCACAUAUGAUGACCGCUUCAACCUGAAGGGAAUUGAGGAGCAGCUUGGAACAGAAAUUAAGCCCAUCCCAGGCAUCAUUGACAAGAGCCUAUACGUGGCAGAGUACCACAGUGAGAGUGGUGAAGAAGUGAAGCCAUGAACCAACCAGUCCAUCCUCCACUCCCCCUGUAAUCCUUCAUCCCCACGUCUUUGGAUUUUUUUUUUUUUGUUUUUUUUUUUUUUUUUAUGUACAGUUGCUGUCUGUCUUUUUUUGGAUGCCACCAUUAGGAAUGUGUAUUUUGAUGGAUGCGUUUUGAACUCACCUGCCUUUUUAAGGCUCUGUGCUGCACACCACACCCUGAAGACACGGGCACCGGGAGGAAAGAGUGGGACCAAGUCGAAAAAGUUAUCAGCGCACAUUGUGAUGAUUCAUAUCCACCACUGACACACAGCCAGCACCGACUGACUGAGACGGGACACCCUCCAUCCUCCACUCUUUAGUUUGGAAGUUUUAACCAAUUUAUAUCAAGUGCCUUAAACAGUUCGACCAGUUCUAAAGUAAUAACCCUUCAUUAUCGGUCAUCUUGCUCACUUCAUACCACAUAUUCCUGUUCACCUAAUUGAAAAUUUGCUACACUAAUUUAAUGUCUGAUUAAAAUGGGUGAAUUCAUAACUGUUUUUGGUUGGGUCAUCCGUUUGCAGCGACUGGAGGCAAUUGGAGGCAGGCUGAUCUGAAUGAUCUUUUUGCUGGCUAAGCUGAACUUGAGUCUGGCUGAUUGAGGACAAACGUGGAUUUUCCGUGGACAGAGAUGCUGGAUUUUUUUUUUUUUGUUUGUUUUCUCCAAGAUGCAGCCAGACUGUUAGUAACUUGUGAAGAAGCUUGUGCUUCUGAGAGACCCAAACUCUUUCCUCCGUCUUCAGCAUCAGAACACUAAAAAUGAACAAGCAGCCAGCGGAAACACCGCGAGUCACGAGGAUUCCUGUUUUGGUGGAGUUUAUUUGGCGUCAAUGCCCUUUUCUUUUUUUUCUUUGUCCUGUGUUUCACCUUCCUAUGGAUGGCCAUACUUAAUUCUGUGAGAUGUGCAGCCGACAUUUGGGGUGCACCUUACACUUUGUGUAUAUACCUUCAUUUUAAGAUUGUUUUAAACAAGUUGAAAAGGCUGCCUGACAACUCAAAGCUAUCCGCCCCCUCUCUCUUGUUGGCACUGGAGAUGUUUUCCUUAACUGCCGGUUAGUUUGAUCAGCAAUAUUGGUCUGUGAAUUUAUUUAUAAUUUUAGAAACUGCAGAAUUUAUCAGAAUCUAAAACAUUUAAAUGGCUUUGCUCAUGAAAUGUUUUUAGAGACAGUUAUUGCUGAUACUUUUAGCCCAUCCAGAUUUGAUGGAAUGUUUCUUCAGACGCUCUUCACUGUUUAACUUGUCGCCCUCGUUGAUUUUUGCUCCCAGUGUUAACAAGUGUGAGUGCAGACAGAUGGCUUUCUGAAGCUUGUGCGUUUGAGUAAUGAAUUUGUCACCAGCCUUGACUUGUGAAACUCUUGAAACACUCUUAAGAUCUGUGCUUACACUGAGUGCUGGUGUUGGAAAAGACAAUGAUAUUCUAUCGCGUACUACUCGCUGCAGUGCAGCUGAAUUGGCAGAUAAUUUGUUUUGUGGGGACGGUAUUAGCUGUUAGGUUGAUUUAUGCCCUGUUUAAGCACAGCUACAUCACUUCCUGAUAGUUGGGGGGGGGGGGGGGGGGGCUGUUUUAUUUUCCCCCUUGUUUUUGACGAAUGUUGGCCAAAUGCAUCAAAAUGAACCAUCUGACCUAAAAUGUAGCAGGAAUAAAUUGUGCUUUGCAAGUUAGCUGGCUUAAAAUCAGCUAACAAGAUACUUAAACGACCUGAGCAAGUUGAGCAGCACUUGCAGAGAUGGUUCAUGCAGCUACACUUACUGCACUGCUUUUAUACACUCGGUGCCCAAAUGGGUGUGAAGUGUAUGAUGGUGCGGGGGGGGGGGGUUAUAAAAUUAGUUUGUCGGACUGCUUGUUGAGGAAAUAACUUGGGCAUCCCAGCCUGCUGAGUUUAUGGCUUAUUUCUCUGCCCUUGGUUGAUUUUUGUUUUUUGGGGCUUUAUCUGCAUUUCUGUGCAACAUGACAACCUUAGACUUAAAGGUCCUCUGAUCACUUUGUUCAGCCGGAGCCUUUUUGUAACCGAGGUUCCCUUUAAUAUGGCGAGAUGCUCUCGACUGUUUUAACCAAUGAGAAGCAUUGCUCCUUUAAUUUAAGCUCAUUUCAAAGGUGAGCGUAGUAGUGACGAUUUCCCCGUGUGUUCUCAUUGGUUAGGACUCUGAUCCCUGUUCUCACACUUCUGCUGUUGUCCCGGAAAUACUUACACAUCUAAAUUGAUAAUUAGGCUGUAGCUUUUUUUG